This is a messenger RNA of Erinaceus europaeus (western European hedgehog), 2744 nucleotides long. RefSeq names its product cholinergic receptor muscarinic 2 (gene CHRM2). The coding region runs from base 562 to 1959 and encodes 465 amino acids. The record is from RefSeq and is a predicted model, not a curated record. NCBI's taxonomy places the organism in Eukaryota, Metazoa, Chordata, Mammalia, Eulipotyphla, Erinaceidae. Gene Ontology annotation, biological process: regulation of heart contraction; adenylate cyclase-activating adrenergic receptor signaling pathway. The transcript has 3 exons. Gene Ontology annotation, cellular component: plasma membrane. Gene Ontology annotation, molecular function: G protein-coupled acetylcholine receptor activity.
CACAGACACAGCACCGACCAGCACAGAUAACUCUCUCUUCUGCUAUUCCAAAGACGCUCAAGGUUCCGAGAGCAGGUCCAACCAGCUAGCUCGAGCGUGUACACACACACACACACACACACACACACACACACACACACACACACGCCUGUGAGGCUGGCCAGAUUCUUACAAUCCCAAACCCCAGAUAGCCCGCAGCCUCAGGAGUAAGGACUACCCAGGACACUAAUCACUACUUCCCUUGUACUUUGGGUGAAGAAAUGAAUCCCUCCCAGCUUGCCUAUCCAUCCAGAUUUGGGUUCUCCUUGACUGUCCGGAUUCAUCUUCUUCGAAAAAGCCAGAUCAAGGGAGCAAGCGAGCCUGCCACAGGCUUGGGACUCUGAGCCUGGAGCAGCUAGCUCUUAGCCUGGAGGGAGAACCCCUGCACCGGGAAGGGCUUCCUCUCGCCCCAGCCAGGCUUCACCCGGGAACUCGCAGCUUGCCCGCCAAGGCGGCCGGAGUCACACCCCGACAGGUUUCAAUGUUUAUUUGGUUUCUGGAAUACUGACUAGAGAACACAAAAUGAAUAAUUCUACAAACUCAUCUAACAAUGGCCUGGCCCUCACCAGUCCCUAUAAGACUUUCGAAGUGGUGUUUAUUGUUCUUGUGGCUGGGUCCCUCAGUUUGGUGACGAUUAUUGGGAACAUUCUGGUCAUGGUCUCCAUCAAAGUUAACCGCCACCUCCAGACAGUCAACAACUACUUCCUGUUCAGUUUGGCCUGUGCUGACCUCAUCAUUGGUGUUUUUUCCAUGAACUUGUAUACCCUCUACACUGUGAUUGGCUACUGGCCCUUGGGACCUGUGGUGUGUGACCUCUGGCUGGCUCUGGACUAUGUAGUCAGCAACGCCUCUGUGAUGAAUCUGCUCAUCAUCAGUUUUGACAGGUACUUCUGUGUCACAAAGCCACUUACCUAUCCAGUCAAGAGAACCACGAAAAUGGCAGGCAUGAUGAUCGCAGCUGCCUGGGUUCUCUCCUUUAUCCUUUGGGCUCCAGCUAUCCUUUUCUGGCAAUUCAUCGUAGGGGUAAGGACAGUUGAGGAUGGGGAGUGCUACAUUCAGUUUUUUUCCAAUGCUGCUGUCACUUUUGGCACUGCCAUUGCAGCCUUCUACUUGCCAGUGAUCAUCAUGAGUGUUUUAUACUGGCAUAUAUCCCGAGCCAGCAAGAGCAGGAUAAAGAAGGACAAGAAGGAACCUGCAGCCAACCAGGAUCCAGUUUCACCAAGUCUGGUACAAGGAAGGAUAGUGAAACCAAGCAACAACAAUACCCCGGGCAGUGAUGAUGGACUGGAACACAACAAAAUCCAGAAUGGCAAAGCCCCCAGAGAUGUUACUGAGAACUGUGUCCAGGGGGAGGAGAAAGAAAGUUCCAAUGAUUCCACUUCAGUCAGUGCAGUUGCCUCUAAUAUGAAAGAUGAUGAAAUAACCCAGGAUGAAAACACAAUUUCCACCUCCCUGGGUCAUUCCAAAGAUGAGAACUCAAAGCAAACAUGCAUCAAGGUUGUCACCAAGACCCCCAAAGGGGAUGUAAGUACCCCAACGAAUACCACCGUGGAGUUGGUUGGCUCUUCAGGUCAGAAUGGAGAUGAAAAACAGAACAUGGUAGCUCGCAAAAUUGUGAAGAUGACUAAACAACCUGCAAAAAAGAAGCCCCCUCCUUCCCGGGAGAAGAAAGUGACCAGGACAAUCCUAGCAAUUCUGUUGGCUUUCAUCAUCACCUGGGCACCAUACAAUGUUAUGGUGCUCAUUAACACUUUCUGUGCACCCUGCAUUCCCAACACGGUGUGGACAAUUGGUUACUGGCUCUGUUAUAUCAACAGCACAAUCAACCCUGCCUGCUACGCACUCUGUAAUGCCACCUUCAAGAAGACCUUUAAACACCUUCUCAUGUGUCAUUACAAGAACAUAGGUGCCACAAGGUAAAAACAUCUUUGGAAAGAAACAAGGUGAUCAAACGGAGUCUUGGAAGAGGACAAGGAGAAAAGAGUUCCUAAUUUUUAAAUUUCUGCCAUUGCACUUUAUAGUCUUACUAUGGAAUGUGCAAUUAAGGAGUCCAAGUUGUAACACUACUAUGGUGCCUAUGAUCCAGUAUGAGAAACUUGUACCUUGUAAACACUGUUGGUUUUAGAGCCAUGAGACCAUGAAAGAGACUUACAGAAUUGUGGAUUUAAGGAAAGACUGAUGCUUUCACGUUUUUGUGGAGAAAGAGAUCCAAAUCUACAAUUUUCUCAGUUUCUGCACAAGAAAAAUAAUCAUGCUCCUCCUUUUUUUUUAAAGGUUUUCAGUUUUAGUUUCCAAAUGUUCCUAUGAAGAUGAAAUACCACAAUUAUAAGCUAUCGUGGAGGUUUUAGCAUAAAUAAGCAUUAUACAAUAGAAAGUUAAGAAAGAUCAAAAAGAUUAUGCAGAAAAAAAAAAGGACUUUCAGCAUGUUAACAACAAAAUAUUUUGUUGUGUUGUUGUUUUAUUUGGAGAAUUACAACAUACUAAAUGCUUUAUUUAGAUUCCCUUAUAGAUUACUAUAAGAAACUCAAGGGAAAUACAACUAGAUCACAUGUUAUUUUUCUCAUUACAUCAUUAUAUAAAAACUUCCCUCCUGUGUACAGGCAAAAUAUACAAAUUUUCUAUUAAACCCAACCAGAUACUUUGUCCUGUGCAUUAUUUGGAACUAUAAAAGCCUAAAUAGAUUUACUAGUUUUUAUGUAAAAUUU